Messenger RNA from Cynocephalus volans (Philippine flying lemur), 4521 nucleotides. RefSeq names its product death associated protein kinase 2 (gene DAPK2). Gene Ontology annotation, molecular function: ATP binding; protein serine/threonine kinase activity. Lineage: Eukaryota; Metazoa; Chordata; Mammalia; Dermoptera; Cynocephalidae. The record is from RefSeq and is a predicted model, not a curated record. Gene Ontology annotation, cellular component: nucleus; cytoplasm. Gene Ontology annotation, biological process: protein phosphorylation; positive regulation of apoptotic process; intracellular signal transduction. The transcript has 11 exons. The coding region runs from base 369 to 1595 and encodes 408 amino acids.
UCCGCGGCUCCGCGGGCGGGCGCCGGGCGAGCAGGGAGGACAGCCGAGCCGAGCGUAGCCCGCCGUGCCCGCCGUGCCCGCCGUGGCCGCCGCAGCGCAGCCUCCCGCCCAUAGGUGCCUCUUUUCUCAGUAGAUCUGAAUUUAAUGAGAACAAAUAGCUGAAGCUCGCCAUGAAUCUGAUUCCUUGAACUUCUUCAGACUGAUCUGAAGAAGUGAGGGUUGUACGGUCCAGGCCUCAAUGAGGAGCCCGAACAUGGAGACGUUCAAGCAGCAGAAGGUGGAGGAUUUUUAUGACAUCGGAGAGGAGCUGGGGAGUGGCCAGUUUGCCAUUGUAAAGAAGUGCCAGGAGAAGAGCACGGGGCUCGAGUAUGCAGCCAAGUUCAUCAAGAAACGGCAGAACCGGGCCAGCCGGCGGGGCGUGUGCCGGGAGGAGAUCGAGCGGGAGAGUGCCUGGAGGAGAGCUCUUCGACUUCCUGGCCCAGAAGGAGUCGCUGAGUGAGGAGGAGGCCACCAGCUUCAUUAAGCAGAUCCUGGACGGGGUGAACUACCUUCACACGAAGAAAAUUGCUCACUUUGAUCUCAAGCCAGAAAACAUUAUGUUGUUAGACAAGAAUAUUCCCAUUCCACACAUUAAGCUGAUUGACUUUGGCCUGGCUCACGAAAUAGAAGAUGGAGUUGAAUUUAAGAACAUUUUUGGGACGCCGGAAUUUGUUGCUCCAGAGAUUGUGAACUAUGAGCCCCUGGGGCUGGAGGCUGACAUGUGGAGCAUAGGCGUCAUCACCUACAUCCUCCUAAGUGGAGCAUCCCCUUUCCUGGGAGACACAAAGCAGGAAACGCUGACAAAUAUCACAGCAGUGAGUUAUGACUUUGAUGAGGAAUUCUUCAGCCAGACUAGCGAGCUGGCCAAGGACUUCAUUCGGAAGCUUCUGGUUAAAGAGACCCGGAAACGGCUCACAAUUCAAGAGGCUCUCAGACACCCCUGGAUCACGUCAAAAGAAGUCAGAACCUCUGAACAGCAGAAGACAGAGCCAACCCAGCUGAAGACCAAGCACCUGAGAGAGUACACCCUCAAAUGCCACUCAAGCAUGCCCCCCAACAACACCUAUAUUAACUUCGAGCGUUUUGCCCAUGUGGUAGAGGACAUGGCUCAGGUGGAGCAGGGAUGCCGUGCCCUCGUAGGGGCCCAUGAUACCAUCCAGGAUGACGUGGAGGCCCUGGUCUCCAUCUACAAUGAGAAGGAGGCUUGGUACCGAGAGGAGAGUGAGGGUGCCCGGCACGACCUGUCCCAGCUCAAGUACGAGUUCCGCAAGGUGAAGUCCUUGAAGAAGCUCUUGCGAGAAGACAUCCGGACCACAGGGUCCAGCCUCGGAAGCGUGGCCAGGAAGUUGGACCAUCUGCAGGCGCAGUUUGAGGCUCUGAGGCAGGAGCUCUCGGCAGACCUACAGUGGAUCCAGGAACUGGUGGGCAGCUUCCAGCUGGAGAGCGGAAGCACAGAUGGUCUGGGCUCCAUGUUCCACCGGGACACCAGUGAAUCCCUGUCAGAGCUGCUCAACAGAUCGUGCACCAAGGAAGUCCUGGCUGGCUUGAAGCUCUGAGUGCCAGAAUCCAGUCAGUAACACAUCCUGGAUGAUGUGCAGAAGCACGUUCUCAUCCGUCCUGCCGCCACAUCCAGCUAGGAUUACCCUGCAGGGGCGUGUGUCUGUAGCAUAGCCCCCCACCCCCUCCACAGAAGCCAGAAUUGCUGAGGUGCUAUAAUUAUUCAUUCUGCACCUCCCCCACCAACCUGGUUUUCUAGGAGGGAGCUGGCAGGGCAACCAUGCUGUUAAAACAAUUAGAGAAUGAAUACCCCUCUGCAUCCUCCAGAGGGAAGACGGCUGGCCCAGGGGAGAUGUGUGAUAAUUGCUUUGUGAUGAUGGAUUUGUUCACGUCUCACUUCCCGCCUACAUGCCUUAUGGAUUGCUGUUAAUUAGGGGUAACUAAGUCAGCAUGGUGCUUUCCUGCUACAGAAGCAGGGAUUUAAAAUGCACAGAGAAAAUAUUAUCAUCUUUCAUUUGUAUUGACUUUUCACUUAUCAAGCACUUACGUUUAUGACCUCACUUGGUCACUUAAAGAACUCUCUGAGACCGGAAGAUGGGUGGUAGUGGUAUUAUUAUCAUUAUUAUUAUUAUUUCAAUUUAACUGAUGAGAGAAUUGACUCAGAGAAGGAAAAUGACUUAGGGUUAUUCAUAUCCAGUGGUACAUAUGAAACAGAAACCCAGGAUGCCAGUCUCUAAGAUGAGGUACAUGGGAGGACGUCGUGAGGCUCUGCUGUAAAUAUCCACCUUAAUAUUAAAGUUCAGAUCCCAGAGGCAAAGUAAGCAACUUCUUGUAUUCUGCCAGGUGUAGGUAGAAUGCAUACACCUACAGAUGAUUGUCCCAGGAACUGCAUCCCAGAAGGCAUAGUCACUGUUCCUACCCAGCCCUGUCCUUGUCUAAGACCAGCCUGCAGAGCAGGAGGGAAGGGGCAGCAUCUCCCCUUUCUCCAUCCACCCUUUCCCCUGUUCUGGCUAAGCGCCCCAGCUUUGUGUUGAGAAUGAAGACCAAAAGAUACUCAACAAAGAGUUUCCUUUUUCUUAUGUACCUAGGCCAAUGGGCCCUGAAGGUCUAAGAAAUUCCAUGAAGGUUUUUGAAGAGGAUGGACAUAAGGAUUGGGAAGCACAAGGUUCAGUGGUUCUUUCAUGACUCAAAGUUUUGAGCACCCUUCCCCAGGGAUUAUAUGAUCUCAUCUCCCAACAUGUAUAGACAGAGCAUGGAAGUGGGCCCAGCAAUGUGCUAGAAGCUUGGAGUAGUAGAACCAGAUUGUGUAGUUUCCAAGUGCCUUCACGGCCUCACAAAAUGUCCCUGUCAGAUAGGCAGAAUAAAGAUUAGUUCCAAUUUAGAGAUGAGGAAACAGAGAAAAGAUGUAUUUGCCCAAGGUCACAUCAUUAGUGGCAGAAGUGGAGACCUUCUGAUGACAAGUCUGUUGCUUUUUCUGUUGCUUCUAACUGCCCUAGGCUGUAGGAGUUUAUUCUCUCUGCUUGUGGAGGCAGGUUAUGCCUAGGUUCAUUCAUCCACCACAAGUAGUUAUUGUGCACCUACCAACUUCCAGACUCAGCUUGACUCGGGGGAUACAACGUUGAUCAAAAACAGACCUGUUUCCUGCCUUCAUGGAGUCCUCAGUCCAGUGAAGGAUUCAAACGUUAGUAAAGACACACAAAUGUGGAACUGCAGCUGGGACAGAUGCUAUGAAACAGAAGCAUGCAGUGCUGCGAGCGCCUACAGUGGGGUUUGCGCUAGUCAGGGGAGAUGCCCUAAAGCGGUGAUGCUGGAGGUGAGAUUAGCUGAAAGAAGUGUUCCCAACAGAGCAUUGUGCCAGGGCUCUGUGAUGAGAGGGGCCAUGGAAAGCUGAAAAUAUGAGGGCAGAAAGAAAGCUGAACAGGAGAGAAUAGGAAUAUGAUGUAGACAUAGCUGGAGAGGAGGCAAGACCAGCAGGGCUUUGGCUGUGUUAAAGAACUCUGCCUUUAUCCCAAGAGUCAGAGGAAGCCACUGGUGGUCCUGGGCUAGUCAACAGUCCCUGGUGCUGGAGGGGAAUUGUUCAGAGUGGCACAGAUAGGAAGUAGUUUAGGACAAGACAUGAAAUUUGAAUCACAUUAAACCAUUUCUUCAAGUCCUAUCUUUUUUUUCUAUUAGCAUACUGGAUCAUUUCAAAUGUCAUAUAUAAUAUUUGUAACAGUAACUUUUUUCAUCAGAUAUAAGAAACUAUAAAGAUGCAUCAUUAUUUUUCACACCAGUAAGACUAAAAACAAAAGCGCAAGAUAAGGAACCAAAUAGGAGACACUACACGUGAAGCUGUGACACCCUUGGUGAGAGGGUAAAUGAGAAAUAAAGCCACCAUGCAGGAAGGGAGAGCAAGGAAAUAUGUAUCUCAACCUUGACACUAGGUGGGGAUGAAAAAUCCUCCCAUGAGGAUAGGAGCCCCAGGCCAGUGGUACUCAUGCAGGUUUGCUUUCUGAAUUUGCACAAUCAGUGUGAUCCAAAAGAACCACAAGCGGAGAAUGUAAUGUCCAACAGUCUGAGGGUGGGUGGCCCUAGAUGGCUGGCAGAAGCAGUGCAGUCCUCUCCUGGAGCAACUGCCUUCACUCCAGGCCUACAGUAAUGAUUUGACACCAUUGAUUGGGAGAUGCCUCCUGAUUAUAGACAUCCGAAAAUGUGCAUCUUGGAAUCAACAAAAGAUGGCAAAAGCCCUGUUUCCUAUGCCCUUCCAGAGAGAAUUGGUAUAAAUGCCCUGUCUACAACCUUUCCGAGGACUUACCUGCCCUGUCAUGGGUCACUGCAUACUUGUUUGGCAUAAGACACUGCAAAUACAAAAGGUCCCUUUGACCAUGUCAGCUGGACCUUGACCUUCAUGCAACCAGGUUUCCUAAGGAGAAGAAGCCACUGAUUGAGCAAUGCAUGGCAAACUUUCAAGCAGUGGUCAAAAUAAAAUGCAAUGAAAUAGCAAAA